Molecule: messenger RNA, 643 nt
Organism: Morus notabilis
Lineage: Eukaryota; Viridiplantae; Streptophyta; Magnoliopsida; Rosales; Moraceae
Product: rRNA-processing protein EFG1
Exons: 2
Coding region: 139-555 (138 amino acids)
Source: RefSeq, a predicted model, not a curated record
UUUUUUCAUCAUUUUCUCUCCUUGGAGAUCUCCUUUGCAAAUCUUUCUCUCACUAGCAUCUAGAGAGAGAAAGAAAGAGAAAGAGAGCUAGGUCGAUCGAUUCCUUUUGUUUUUCUCGGGAAACAAACAGCUAGCAAUAUGGGUAAUUGUGGUAGUGCCCCGAAGACAAAGGGAGACGAAGACGCCAACGUCCCGGCACCGGCACUGGCACCGGAGAUUUCGAAGGAAGAAUCGGAGAAGGCCAAUAGUACUGAAGAAGCCGCCGUUAGGGUAGAGCAAGAAGAAAAGACGAUAACUGCUGACGACAGCAAUGCUGAUGCGGAGAAGAAGGAUUCUGAUGAUACUGAGGUUAAGCCCGUCGAUGACAACAACCAGCCAUCUCUCGUGGCCUUGCUCACCGAGACUGUAGAAAAGGAAGAAAAGAUGGAGGAUGAGAAGAAACCGGAAGAUCCAUCAGAAACAGAAGAACAGAAAGAGCCAAAGGAUGAGCAGGAGAAGGAAAACACUGAGGCAGAAAAAGUAUCUGAAGUUGCAUCAGUUGCAAUUACCCAAUAAAAAAAAAUGGAAAAAAAAAAUGGAGAAUACCUUAUGAGGCUGUCCAUGUAAUUUAAGAGGGGCUUGUAUUGUUUUUUCAUUUAGAAAA